GUAAAUAGUAACGUCAACUGCUAGGAGAUAGCGCUUCUAUGUAUGACUGAGAUUUCUUAUCGAUUGAUGGCCAAUGCCAUCUAGCGAGUAAAGUUGUAAUUUGGAGAAAUGGGGAAUGGUGGUUGAAUGAAACGGGAGGGGCUUAGGAGGGCCUUUCCCGCCGUGUCACACAUAUAAGUAGCAAGCAAGUGGGCCUCAAUGUUUCAGUUGUAGUGUAAGGUGGGAAGGCGGUGAGGAGGUUAGUUGUGUGACAGUUGUAGGAUCGACACGCGCCCCGGAACACUACAUUCCUUGAUAAUUGGUUGUUGUGAUUGUGGUGGAAAUUGACUGGGAGGGUACCGGUGGAUUAGCGCAUGCUGAGAAGCCUGCAAAGUAGGUCUUCCUCGAGAGAUCUCUUGUCAUUUGCAACGUUGUAUGAAUUAAUUGCAGAGAGUUAGUUUCAGUGAUUUGUGCAAAACUUGAAAGUUUUAUUUGUUAUUUAUCAUGAAUUACUUGGAAAUAACCUUACCCAAUUAUUCGUAUGUAUUUAAUUUCGAGGAAGAAUUUAAACACCAAGAUACAAGAGUAUGGAUGGUGAAGAAUUGGACAAACGGGUUUUAUUUCUGCGGAAUUUACAUGAUUUUAAUAUUUGGUGGACAACAUUAUAUGCAAAGUCGGCCACGGUUUCAACUACGAGGAGUGCUCUCUUUAUGGAAUACAGCUCUGGCAGCAUUUAGUAUAAUUGGAGCUUGCAGAACAUUACCAGAGUUCAUUCAUGUUCUUAAAAACUACGGAUUAUACCAUUCUGUUUGUAUUCCCAGUUUCAUUGAACAAGAUCGUGUAUCAGGAUUCUGGUCAUGGAUGUUUGUGCUGUCAAAACUUCCUGAACUAGGAGAUACAGUCUUCAUAGUCUUGCGGAAACAGCCACUAAUCUUCCUUCAUUGGUAUCACCAUAUUACUGUUCUUAUGUAUUCCUGGUAUUCAUACACAGAAUACACUGCUUCUGCUCGAUGGUUCAUUGUUAUGAAUUACUGUGUUCAUUCGAUAAUGUAUUCUUAUUAUGCUCUCCGGUCAAUGGGGUAUUCUCCUCCUCGUUCCUUUGCAAUGUUGAUUACAACUUGCCAGUUGAUACAGAUGGUUUUAGGCUGUGCUGUCAACUUCUGGGCCCUUCAAAUUUUGGAAAGUGGGCAACAAGAAUGCCAUAUUUCUCGCACUAACAUUAAAUUGUCAAUAGCUAUGUACUUUAGUUAUUUUGUUUUAUUUGCAAGAUUUUUCCAGAAAGCUUAUUUUGGAAAUGGGAAAAAAUCUAAGACUGGCUCAACUAAUGGUAUCACAUCCACUAAAUACAUAGAAUCCAAGUCCAAAGUUCAUUGAGGAUUGGGGGCCUUUACAUCUAGUUAUUUGCUUAAAUCUAUUACAGGAGAAAUAUAUAUUCUGGUUUCAUUGGUCAGGUCAUCCAGUUAUUAUUUAAUGAUUCUUCAACUUCAUCAGUGUUUUAGUAUGUAGUAGGUAAUAUACCGUUUUAAAGACUAUUACGAAGUUGGAAGCAUAUUACUAGAAUUUUUAUUCAAGUGGAACGAAUAUGAAUCAUAAAAACAAUAUGUUGCUGGAAUGACACCUGCCAAUGCAAUGAAGAAUAUACAGGCACAAAUGUUUUUGUUACAACAUAUUUAUUGUGGUGUUAUGCUUCAUGUUAUUUAUAAAGUACCAUUCAAAUGGUCUUGUCAUCUUCAUUAGGAUUUUGAAAUUUUUCUUUAUUUAGAAUCCUUAGUGGACUGGCAUAGGGAAGAUACAAGCUUCGAAUACAUAUUGAGUCUACUACUUCAGACCAAAGUGAAGCCUUACAUUUGCAAUUUCUCAACUGUUCUCUUGUACCUUCCUGUUCUUUCAAUUGCAAAAUAAUAAAAUUAAUUUUCAUUUGACUUGCAAAUUCUUGCCUUGUUCUAAAAUUAAUGAACAAAGUUGGAGGGAAUUUUGCUAUCUCUUAAGUUGUUUUAAGGGCUGCAAUGUUACAAUUCCUAUUUCAUGUAAAAUGAUAAGUGAUAUUAUCAUUAGAGAGAAAUAAAUUGCAUUUAGCUGAUUGUGAGAUGUAAGUAUUGUGAUGUAAUUCAUUUGCUAUUUAUGUGCACAUUAAUAACAUUCUUUUGGAUGUUAAUUUUUCAACCAUGUAAAUUUAGUACAUGAAUACAAGUUUCUUUUCUAUAACAAUUUUGCUGUUUCUUGGUUCAGAAUGUUUAGUUUUAUAUCAAGAACAUCGAAGGCAAAUGGAAAAUGGAGGUCUUUAUUCAAUGGUUAAUUGUGAAUUUGCACUGUGGUUUGUGAUAUCUCUAGGACACAUUUUGUUGUUCUGUCUAGUCCGUUAUUUACUUGUAAGACAUUCACCAUUACAUAUUAUUUUUAUCUUUUCUGUGUGUGAUGCUUCAUGAAGGACUUAUCAUUUAUACAAAUUUAUGCUAACAUUUGGCUUGCCAUAAUUCUUGUUUAGAGAAUCCGUGAUUCUAAAAUUUGCAUGCCAAUGAAGUAUUAUUUUUAAAUUCCAUUGUUUUAUUUUCUUUAAAUAGAAAUGCAUUUAUGUUUGAACAUUCCGGAGUUAAAUUAUUUUAAACAUGUAUUUUAAGGAGGAAAUAGAUUACAGAACAAAUGUAAUAUAUUGUGAAGGUCAUUCCAUAAUUAUCAUUGUUAUAAACCAAAGUAUUAUGCGAAUGUAUUAAAACUGUUAUGGGUUUGUUGAUACGUAGUCUCAGCAAUGCACAUUAUUUUUGUGGUGUUUGGAACAAUGAAAGUUUAGUUUGUUUCCAGAUGAUGGAAUAUGUUUGCAGGUUUGCAAAUGCACACGUUUUCUUUACCAAAAGAAUGAUAAUUACAUUUGCCCUUAAAACUAAAUCUUAACUUCAUUUUUAGCUGUACUAAAUGAAACUAUGAUAAUCUCAGGAAUGAGCUUACAAAGAAUAAUGUAGAAUUAAAACAAUCACUUAAGCGAUUAUGUCAAUUUUUCCCAAUUAUUUGACAUUAUGGAACAUAAAUAUUUCUUUUAAUGUUUUGGUUAGUACAACAUGCUUUUAGUAAUUUGUGAACUAAAAUGUAUUUUUCAAGUACUGCCAAUUUUAUUUAGUAAUUGCCAUUGUGCUUGCUGUGGCUGCUGCUAUAUAUUCAUAUACAGUGUAUCAAGAUUUAUUUUGGUACUAAACUUUAAUAUUGUAAAAUAUGUUUGUAGUUCACCAUUUGUCUUCAAGCUUGGCUACUUUGACAUUAUAUGCAGUAAAUGUAAUGGAGAUACUGUUUGUAUUACAUUGUAUAUUUCUGCAUAUUGUUUGAGUUUGAGAAAUAGCUUUCAAGUAUGGCGGUUGUGAGCAUCUCUUUGAUAGUAAUGAAUAAAAUACUGGCCAUUAGCCCUGAUGUGUAUUGAAAAGUUCAUGCAUACUAUUUUCAUUCCUUUAUAUUCCAAUUUCCUUCAUGCUAUUUUCAUAUCUGGUGAAGUAGUAGUUUCUAGCCUAAUGAGUUAAGCAAUAUCAUGUGCAAAUGUGUGUAAAUUCAGGUCAUUGUUUCCUAGAAUCUUGACAUUCAAAAUAUAAAGACAAAAUGAAUGUGAGGAAAAUACUAAUAUUUUUAAAAUUCAGAUACAGAUAUUUUAAAGUGUUGUAGAUAGUUGAUAAUACAGAUUACUGAUUUUGAUAAAGAUUUGUUGAUUUCGUAAACAAGAUUAUUCUGAAGGUUUAGAAGAUGCAUUGUUGUAGAUAUGCUCCUGACAUACUUCCUUUCAACAUUUAAUUCACAGCCUUUAUAAGUAUAUCAUGUUCUGUGACAUAGUAUAUUUAAAAGAAAAUUGCUAAAUUAUAAUGUACAUGAACUUAGGUCAGCAUAAAUUGCAAAUUAAUUUAUUGGUUAUAAAGUUGAUUUCUUAAAUUUAAUUUAGGCUCUAAUGAUUAAUUUAUGAAUACAUGGAAAUAUUACAUAGUGCAAUAAAUAUUUCUAAACAGUAGUACUAUAUUCUGAAGGGGGAAAAAUGUAAUGAGACUUAUAAGUAUCAUGUUUGUGUGUACAUAAAUUCCAAAUUCUUUUUUGGUGUGCGUGUGUGUGUGUGUGUGUGUGCGUGCACGCGUUGUGUGUGUGU
This is a messenger RNA of Gryllus bimaculatus (two-spotted cricket), 4090 nucleotides long. The record is from the annotation of a GenBank genome assembly. NCBI's taxonomy places the organism in Eukaryota, Metazoa, Arthropoda, Insecta, Orthoptera, Gryllidae.